GUUAGAGCUUCCUUCAUAUCAAUCCAAAAAAACAACAAAUGGAUUCAUCAAAGAAGAUCAUUAUCGUUAUGUUUCUUGUAACAUUUUACAUGUUUUCAUGUGUUUCAAGCACUGAAUUUGAAGUUGGAGGAGAAAAUGGUUGGAUCGUACCAAAAUCUAAGACUCUUGGAGAUGCGUUUAACCAAUGGGCGUCAGAUAACCGGUUUAAAGUUGGUGACACUCUCCGUUUCAAGUACACGAAAGACUCAGUGUUAGUGGUGUCAGAAGAAGAGUACAAGAAAUGCAAAGCGACCAAACCACAACUCUACUCAAACAACGAAGACACUGUUUUCAAACUAGACCGACCCGGUUUGUUUUACUUCAUCAGCGGUGUCUCUGGCCACUGCGAAAAGGGUCAGAAGAUGAUCGUAAAAGUUAUGGAGACGGAGUCUUCUACAGAGUCUCCUCCUCCAUCCUCUUCUUCUUCUUCUUCGUCAUCAUCAUCUCUUCCGGCGUCAACUCCCAAGGCCAAGAAGAGCAAUGCCUUCAAAACCGCAGUCCAGUUCAGUAGUUCCGGUUUUGUUGUCUCUGCUGUUCUGAUUGUUUCAGUUUUUGGUUUGGUUUAG
This is a messenger RNA of Arabidopsis thaliana (thale cress), 605 nucleotides long. It is a transcript of the gene ENODL5, whose product is annotated as early nodulin-like protein 5. Bases 39 to 605 code for a protein of 188 amino acids. The record is from RefSeq and is marked reviewed. The transcript is spliced from 2 exons. NCBI's taxonomy places the organism in Eukaryota, Viridiplantae, Streptophyta, Magnoliopsida, Brassicales, Brassicaceae. Gene Ontology annotation, cellular component: plasma membrane; membrane. Gene Ontology annotation, molecular function: electron transfer activity.